UUUAAAACUGCAGAAGAAGAUCUGACUCCAGUAAGUCAGCAUGAAGAUCCACUGCGUGAUCCUGGGCGCUCUGCUUCUCCUGCUGCUCGCCAGCCUUGGUGGCACCCGCAAGACCUCUGCCAUCGACCUGCGCACCUUCAUCGGCUGCGCUGUGCGCGAGUUCACCUUCCUGGCCAAGAAACCCGGCUGCAAGGGGCUGCGGGUGACGACGGACGCCUGCUGGGGCCGCUGCGAGACCUGGGAGAGGCCGGUGUUGGAACCACCUUACAUCGAGUCUUACCACCGUGUUUGCACCUACAACGAGACCAAGAUGGUGACGGUGAAGCUGCCCAAAUGUGACCCUGAUGUGGAUCCCUUCUACACCUACCCGGUGGCCAUCCGCUGCGACUGUGACAUCUGCUCCACUGCCACGACUGAAUGUGAGACUGCCUGA
Molecule: messenger RNA, 433 nt
Organism: Apus apus (common swift)
Lineage: Eukaryota; Metazoa; Chordata; Aves; Apodiformes; Apodidae
Gene: GPHB5
Product: glycoprotein hormone subunit beta 5
Exons: 3
Coding region: 41-433 (130 amino acids)
Biological process (GO): regulation of thyroid hormone receptor signaling pathway; G protein-coupled receptor signaling pathway
Cellular component (GO): cytoplasm; extracellular region
Molecular function (GO): hormone activity
Source: RefSeq, a predicted model, not a curated record